AGAUAAGACUCAAAAUUUGGAGAAAAAAAGAAGAAGAAGAAAAGAUGGAGAAGAUAGCUCACAGGACGGUGGCGGUGAACGGGAUUAACAUGCACGUGGCGGAGUCCGGGGAAGAGGGGCGGCCGUUGGUGCUCCUCCUCCACGGCUUCCCGGAGCUCUGGUACUCCUGGCGCCACCAGAUCCGCUUCCUCGCCGCGAGAGGCUACCGCGCGGUGGCUCCGGACCUCCGGGGCUACGGCGGCACCACGGGGGCCCCCAACGAUGACCCGUCCAAGUUCACGGUGUUCCACGUCGUGGGGGACCUCGUGGCCCUCCUGGCGGCCGUAGCCCCGGGGAGUGCAGAGAAGGUGUUUGUGGUUGGGCAUGACUGGGGGGCAAUCAUUGCCUGGCAUCUGUGCCAGUUUAGGCCAGAUAGAGUGUGGGCUCUGGUGAGCCUCAGUGUUCACUACAUCCCUAGGGACCCAAACCUCAGCCUGGUUGAUCUCUUGAGAGCUGCCUAUGGAGAUGAUCUCUACAUCUGCAGAUUCCAGGAAGCAGGGGAGAUUGAAGCAGAGUUGGCCCCUGUGGGGGUGAAGGAAUGCAUGAAAAACUUCAUGGCGUUCCGCAAGCGAGAGCCAUAUUACUUCCCUAAAGGCAAAGGGUUUAGUGCUAAUAUCAAAGAUGGUUCGGCCGCCAGUCCUCUUCCUCCCUGGUUGCCGGAAGAAGAUUUGGAUUACUACGCGGCUCAGUUUGAGAAGACCGGCUUCACCGGGGGAAUCAACUACUACCGAGCUCUUGAACUGGACUGGGAGCUAAGUGCACCAUGGUGUGGGGCAAAAGUGAUGGUGCCAACCAAAUUUAUGGUGGGAGAAGAGGACUUGGUGUAUCACAUUCCAGGGGCAAAAGAGUACAUUCACAAUGGCGGGUUCAAGGACCAGGUCCCACUUCUGGAAGACGUCGUCGUACUUAAAGGCGUGGGUCACUUCAUCAACCAAGAAGCGCCCGAGGAGGUCAACAACCUCAUCUACAACUUCAUCAACAAGUUUUGAACUUUCUUAUUAUUGCAAAUAACGAAGCCAUGUGACUAUGGUUUCUAUGGUUUCCAAAACGUGCAAGUGGAUGUUUCGUUUGAUUGCAAAUAUAAAGCUUUUGUUCUCUUCGUGGAUCUGAUUGUAGGUAUAUCUAAAAGUGUUUCUUAUGUGAUUUUGUUUGAUCCGAUUUCAAUAAGAAUAAGUAAUAAGUAGGGGUUACACAC
This is a messenger RNA of Cuscuta campestris, 1234 nucleotides long. The record is from the annotation of a GenBank genome assembly. NCBI's taxonomy places the organism in Eukaryota, Viridiplantae, Streptophyta, Magnoliopsida, Solanales, Convolvulaceae.